AAGAAAGACGAACUGCUGUGGUCACGGUGACCAAAAUCUGUGGCCCAACCUCUGCAUCUCUGCGACAGCAUGGCGGCGGUGGAGACUCGGGAGUGUGAAACGGAGGGUUGCAGUAGCGAGGCAAAACUUCAGUGCCCAACAUGCAUUAAACUUGGAAUCCAAGGUUCAUAUUUCUGUUCGCAGGAAUGCUUCAAGGGUAGUUGGUCCACUCAUAAAUUGCUCCACAAAAAAGCAAAGGACGUUGUGAACUGUGUGGAGCAGGACACCAAUACCGACCCAUGGCCAGGCUACCGAUACACGGGCAAGCUUCGCCCUCACUAUCCACUGACUCCCAAACGGCCUGUUCCUGGGACCAUCCAAAGACCUGACUAUGCUGACCACCCCAUGGGCAUGUCUGAGUCGGAGCAAUCCCUGAAAGGGACAUCCCAGAUAAAGAUCUUGACGAAUGAGGAGAUAGAGGGCAUGGAAACUGUGUGCAAGUUAGCACGGGAAGUGUUGGACAUCGCUGCCUUGAUGGUCAAACCAGGGGUCACGACAGAGGAGAUUGACCACGCUGUACAUCUGGCCUGCACUGCACGCAACUGCUACCCAUCUCCUUUGAACUACUACAACUUCCCCAAGUCCUGCUGCACCUCCGUCAAUGAGGUCAUCUGCCAUGGCAUACCUGAUCGCAGGGCACUACAGGAGGGUGACAUACUCAAUGUGGAUAUCACAGUCUUUCACAACGGUUACCAUGGAGACCUCAACGAGACCUUUUUUGUGGGCGAGGUAGAUGAGGGAGCCAAGCGUCUGGUGCAGAUCACCUAUGAGUGCCUCAUGCAGGCCAUCGACGCAGUGAAACCAGGUGUGCGCUACAGGGAGCUGGGAAACAUCAUCCAGAAGCACGCACAGGCGAGCGGUUUCUCUGUGGUCAGGAGUUACUGUGGCCAUGGCAUCCACAAGCUAUUUCACACAGCACCCAAUGUACCACACUAUGCUAAAAAUAAGGCAGUGGGUGUGAUUAAGCCAGGCCAUGUCUUCACCAUUGAGCCCAUGAUCUGUGAAGGGGGUUGGCAGGACGAGACCUGGCCAGACGGCUGGACCGCGGUGACCCGAGACGGAAAGCGCUCGGCUCAAUUCGAACACACACUCCUGGUGACCGAGACCGGCUGCGACAUCCUCACGCGUCGCCUCGACGACAACGGCCGCGCCCACUUCCUGUCCUUCAUGUAAACGCGGUUUGAAGCUGACCAGGCGCCACCCCCUUCGCCCAGCCCCCACCCCCUCCCAUCGGUCUGGCGGGCUGGCUCUGGUCCGAAGGAAAGGGAUUGCGAUGAAUUCGAGCUGGAGACGGAGAAGCUGAGAUAAUUGCUGAAUGUUGUCACCUUGACGGCCAUGUGACUUGAGUGUUAAAUUUCUUGCUGCACGUCCGAUUGGAUGCGCUGGUACCCCCCCUCCCCCCAACCCAACCCCACACACCCUUCACCCCUCAAAACGACAGAACGAGCAGGCGCUCUCUACCCCUCUAUUCUGCGUCACGCCGUGCACCAAGACCCAGUCUGCUUAGGGCAUUAAUGAACCUGUAGCCGCGUAGAAAAUCUAUGAAACAUCCACUGUAUGAGGAAAACACAGAGAAGGCGUAGUGUUGGGUGUCUGUCAUAUGUCUUCACUCCCCUCACAGGCAUGAAGGUGCAGUGAUGCCCGCAGCAGACUGGUCAGAUUAAUUGUGUGUGUCUAUAUGCACAGUCGUUUCGUGUGUGUGUGUGUGUGUACGUUUGUGAGGAAGAGUUUGAGUGUCUGUGAGCAAUCAGUGCCUGGCUGUGUGUGAAUGAGUGACACAAUAUGUCAGGAUAUUACUGUGAGCAGUUGCUGGCUUGUACUGUAUAUGGUGUGUGUUUUCUAGUGUGUGGUUGUGCGUGUGUUUGUGUGUACAAGGAGCGGUUAAAGGAGAUAACUUUUUUAACUCUUACAUGGAGACUCUUCUGUCAUUGUCAGUUCACCGUUUCUUAAAAGAUCUGAUUUAAUUCCAAAGAUCACUGGUCCCGUUUUAUUCAAGAGUGCCUCGCGUCGCUGCAUUCAACACGGACAAUCCUCACACCACCCUCAACAUUCUGUCAUACAAAACUACACUCAUCACCACCUUCAUUUUAUGCACUUAGACGAGCAGAGCAGAGCGGUUCCAGAAGGUGCAGCCUUGUUCCUUGUUAUGUUCUUGUUCUCCUGGCAAGCAAAACUCUGAUUGCCUUUGACUCGGACAUGUCUUUUGCGGAGGUUGGAGGUGUGUAUGUGUGCUCGUGUGUGUGAGUACAGAGGGGGUACGAGGAGGGGGACUGAAAGAGUGUGCUGAUGUCCAGAAUACUUAUCUUGGAUAAAUGUGACCCUGUAAUAUGUUUUUGUUCUACAUAUUCAUUUCCUGUGUAACUUGUUACACAAUAAGGUGAUUCAUGUGAACACACUCUCAGAAGACCGAUGAUCUACACGUUUCUGUUGGAUUCAGGAAGGAGCUGUAGGCAAGCAGCGCUAAGGCUGCUGUCGUCAUGCUGUCGUUGGCUUUUCAGCCUAGAAAGUGACAGUUUCACUGGGGUUGGUAUGCUACCAUGAUAAUGAGCAAGCAUGUCACAAUUGAAAUAGUGCUUGGUGCUAUGAUUGUAAUUUGAAAAGCUAAAAUAAUUAAAUUUAUUUCAGUAUUCUUUGUCAAGCUGAAUUAAACUGUUCAUCCUUGUGAAA
Molecule: messenger RNA, 2706 nt
Organism: Sardina pilchardus (European sardine)
Lineage: Eukaryota; Metazoa; Chordata; Actinopteri; Clupeiformes; Clupeidae
Gene: metap1
Product: methionyl aminopeptidase 1
Exons: 11
Coding region: 70-1212 (380 amino acids)
Biological process (GO): proteolysis
Cellular component (GO): cytosol
Molecular function (GO): metalloaminopeptidase activity
Source: RefSeq, a predicted model, not a curated record